CUAGCACCUCUACAAAGGCGCGGCCUGAGCGGCUAUGACAGAUUCCGUGGCCUGCCACGCGUCCCACACGCUCGCCAUCACGCGACCGGGAAGGAGUCCAGCACGAGGGGAGGGAAGGCAUGACAGCGUCCAGAGCCACCCGCCGCCACCCCGGCCUCUCUGCCAUGAGCCUCACGACGGUUUUCUUGGCGCUGCUGCCACUGGGACUCGCUGCCGCCGCCACAGGUCCACUCACGGAGGCUCAUGAUGCCCUUGGUGUUAGUUUCAUCAACACUCAAGAAGAAAACAUUCACGAGGCACCUCAGGCUAUGCAAGGUGUUCCACACACCAGUGUCAUGGAAGAGGCAGCCCGCGGGGUGCUGCCGCCGCCACUCUGGGACACACUCUUCUAUGACUCCCCAGACACACUUGUGACGACAAACCAUGACUCGAAGCCCAGGGCAGAGCCACAGACACGAGCAGGGCUGCUGGGCCUCCUCGCCCCCUACUACCUUCCCGGCGGGAGGAACGUGUCACACGAGUGCCGCCAGGACGUGAGUGGCCUCAGCGAAGGGUUCAUCAGCGGCAAGUUUUGGGCAUUGAAAGUGGUGGACUCGUGGGGGAAGUUUUCGGACGGCGUAUUAGUCGGAAACCUGUGGACACCGGGGCUGCUGGACGAAUGCCUGCGGACGACGGUGGACUCGGAGGACCCUGAGGCGCAUUUCAGUGGCCGAUACUGCUCCUUCGCUAUCGGAAUGAAAGAAAAUGAAACGAGUCCACAGCAGCUAUUAUGGGGUGAGGGAGAGUAUGACGAAUACGAGGAUUAUGAGGAAGAUGAUGAAUACAAAGCAGAGUUGGUGAGGGACUUAAAGAUACGGAAGAUGAUGCUGCCCAACCUCCACAUGGCUGACGUGAAAGGCGUCCUCCAGAUUGCUAUUCCCUUCAACAUCCUGGCCACGUGCAUCCCGUCCACGUGCACCGAAGAGGAGUACAGACAAAGCCUGGAAAAGCAGUUGGACGAGAGGAACCUGACGUUGUCCCUUCUGGGGUGUCAGACGAGAGAACUGCCAUCACUGCGCUACAACACAGCCGAUAUUUGUAUGAUCGUCACCCUGUCGCUUCUGGGCGCCACGGUGGUCGUGGGCACCGGCGCCGACGUCUGGAUCACCCUCACCAGGAAUGAAAAGCUGACCAGAGGCCCCUUGCGGUACGUUCUCGUGUUCUCCUUCUACACCAACCUGCCCAAGAUUUUCCGUAUCAACACUAACGAAAGCGAAGAGGUGAUCUCCUGUCUCCACGGCAUCAGGGUCUUGACCAUGGUCUGGGUGGUGAUGGGGCACGCCUUCCUUAUCUCCUUUUUCCUCAGUCCCAACAAAGGCUAUAUCGCACAGAUGAUCGCGGAGAACCCUUACUUCUACCAGCUCUUAUUCAACGCCUACCCCUCAGUCGACACUUUCUUCUUCAUGAGCGGCCUCCUCGUCGCCUACAAUCUGACCAAGGAGUUUCAGCGGACGUCAAGGUUCAACAUCCCAUUGUAUUACAUCCACAGGGUCAUCAGACUCUGCCCGCCCAUCUUGCUACUGUGCGGGUUCUUCGCCGUGUUCCCGCCGUUGUUCGUUCAGGGCUCCUUGUCGCCGCUGAUGGUGCGGAGACCCUACCUUGUGGACUCCUGCAUCAGGCACUGGUGGCGGGAUAGCUUCCUGAUCACCAAUAUGUUCACAGGGACGGAGGACGGGGGUUCGUGCCUCCCGGUGUGCUGGUACACGGCCGUCGACUUCCAACUCUACAUUGUGACGCCUUUCAUGAUCCUGCCGCUCCUGUAUCGCCGCAAGCCAGGUAUGGUGGUGUUGGGUGUGCUACUCCUUGUCUCCGUCGUCGUGCCCAUGUCCAUCAUCGGGGUCAAUCAGCUGCCGCCCACUAAUGUUGUAGACGCAAGCUACGACGACACCGCGCUCAUCAACAAGUUGGUGUACUCGAAGCCGUGGUGCCGCGCGUCGCCCUACCUGGUGGGCCUGGCGCUGGGCUACUUCAUGAGGGUGGUGGACAAGGACAAGGUGCAGCUGAAAUGGUGGCAAGUGGGGCUGGGCUGGAUCCUCGCCUUGGUCAUCAUGGGUGCCGUGGUGUUCGGCGUCAAGGACUACAACACCUUCACCGGCAAGGUGCACGAGUACAACGCCGCCACGAGCCUCCUGUACGGCGGCUUCAACCGGCUGGCGUGGGGCUUGGCGAUCGCCUGGCUAGUGUUCGCCUGCCACAUGGGAUACGGAGGUCUCGCCAACAGCUUCCUGGCGCACCACUACUGGCAGCCUAUCAGCCGCCUCACCUACUCCAUCUUCCUCAUCGCCUUCAACGCACAAAGCAUAUACUACACUUUCUACGCCCGCAUGCCCAGCUAUUACACGCCUUUCUAUAAGCUGAUUGAGACUGCUGGGAUCCUGCUGGUCGCCGGGCUUGGGGGGGUGCUGCUGUCCCUGCUGGCUGAGUCUCCCGUGCUGGGCUUCGAGAAAAUCUUACUCGGGAGGGGAAGGAAACUGCCUGACCCUCCUCGUACCCGCACCUCCUCAACCUCUGCCCCCACCAAAGCGUCCACUCUCACACGCAUGACAUCCUCGCCGAGUUCCUCCACGAAUGAAUCAUCUCCGGAGGCGCCGUUUACCAUUAUGACUUCGACAUAAUAAUUAACAUCUGUGUAAUCUUGGUGUUGAUAGGAUAAGUGAGUAUUUACUCGUCCUCUUCUGUACACGUAUAGUCACUGCAACGGGUAUUCCCUUCUGCGUGUUGGCAACCAUCACUAUGUUCCAGGUUGUCUGGCGAAGCUCUCUUGCGUGCACAUGCUCCUUGAACUCCAAAAAUAUCAAACAUUUAAUCGAAUUGUAUAGAGUACCUACUAUACGUAACACUUUACUUUUUCAUUUACUUAUAUAAUUACUUCAAUACUUCUACCACCAGAAUGGUCCUGGUAAACUUGGGUGUUAGCCAGAUAAGUACGUAGAGGUUGGGAGUUCCUGCUGCACAGCGAUGUAUUACAGAAUUUCACUUACAGCUCUUAUAGAUGCUAAUCACAUGUUCACACAAUCAAUAAAAUAUCGCAUAGGGUUGAUUAUAUAUAGGCCAAUACAUAUUAAUUUAUCCAUAUUGUAUGAAUAUAUUUAUCAUAGAGGAUAUUAUAGUCUUUAACAUUAUGAACGCCACAACUGAUCUCUAUAUAAUACGCAGAGCCCUCCACGCCGAGAUAAUUCUUGGUGCUGGGAAGGACCCAGUUAUGUGUAUUAUAUCUUACAGCAUAAUUCUAAUUCGUCCCACUGUUAGGGCACUUAAGAGAUCUAAUUUAGGCAAAUCACAUAUGUACAGUGAACACUCCCGCGUUAUGUUUCGUUUUUCGUUCUAUCCCUUUCAUUAUCCUCUGUUGUAUCAUAUCAGUUAUGUCUUUAUCGCAUACUCUCAGAUUUCUUCCUUCCUUCCUUUACCAUGUUUCCUUCUCCAUAAGUAUCUCUUCCACUAUACAACCCCAUGAAAUAUACCAAUCAUCCCAAUCACAUACUCGUGCCCACCGAACAAAUAUAUUAUGGGAAAUCCACUGGACACUGGGUAAUCAUGCUAAUAAAACUCACAAAAAAGGUCAA
Molecule: messenger RNA, 3602 nt
Organism: Eriocheir sinensis (Chinese mitten crab)
Lineage: Eukaryota; Metazoa; Arthropoda; Malacostraca; Decapoda; Varunidae
Product: nose resistant to fluoxetine protein 6-like
Exons: 18
Coding region: 120-2654 (844 amino acids)
Molecular function (GO): acyltransferase activity, transferring groups other than amino-acyl groups
Source: RefSeq, a predicted model, not a curated record